AUGGAUCCUCACCCAGAGGCAUCGUUGUCUGGACUGUACAAAAAGGACUGGUUCUAUGCUCGAUGUGUUUCUCACUUAAUGAGUGCUCCACCUUCUGUAUCCAAGCAGUUCUUAAAAGAGCAAAGGGAUCUGACACAGGUGUGUUUGCAUGAUAUUAUAUUCAGAGUUUGAAGAUAACAAUUCCACAGCAUAUAAGUUAUGCACAGGCUUCAUAGGAGGAAAAUGUUUUAGUAAAGAGCUGUGUGACACAGGCCUGGUCUGGCAAUUAGGCAAAAGCUGGAUGUGCUGCAAUGGCCACUGGCUGAAGCCAACUGGGGAGAUCAAAAUAUGCAGGGAUGAUGCUACUCAGUAUCAACCCAAAGAGGAAGCUUCAUGGCCAGUGAGGAGAUCAAAGAUAUCCCAUACAGGCCAACACACUCUAAUACUGGGGAAUCCAGGAAUGUGAUCUCCACUUUCGGUGGCUACAGACCAAAUGUAUUGUUUCUGUGAGCUCCAGAAUCUCUGAAUGUAACAGAGCUUUGCCCAAGGUUACUACUGCAACACUCUGAUGCUUUCAGCAUAGCAGGGCUGGAAGGUACACUUCAGCUGCAUCUGCCAGAGCCGCAGGCCACGAACUCUAACUACCAGACCACCAGGGAUCAUAAUUCUCUCCUCCAUUCUACAAGGUUAGCAAGAUGGAAGGGGGGAUACACUUUUUUUUGUAAGAACAUGAUUUUUUGUAAUGCUUCCAUCAUUUACACAUACUCUACAGCCUGUAUCCUCUAACAUAAUACAGCCUCUAUGAAACCACCUACACUACAGCCACAUACUCUUCUCUCCACAUACUAUAGCCUUAUCCACCCCAAACACAAUCCUACAAGUAGCCUUCAAGCAAAUUUUGUUUGCAGUUUUUUUAACCAUCUGGCUUGGCUCUUGUCAUAGAAUUACAGUUGUGCUCAAAGGUUUGCAUACCCUGGCAGAAAUUGUGAAAUUGUGGCAUUGAGUUUGAAAAUAUGACUGAUCAUGCAAAAAAAAUAUUUUAUUGAAGGAUAGUGUUCAUAUGAAGCCAUUUAUUAUGACACAGUUGUUUGGCUCUUUUUUAAAUCAUAAUGGUAACAGAAAUCUUCCAAAUGGCCCUGAUCAAAAGUUUACAUUCCCUUGUACGUUUGACUUUGUUACAGACACACAAAGUGACACACAUAGGUUAAAAUGACAACUAAAGGUUAAUUUCCCAGACUUGUGGCUUUUUGAAUUGUAAUUAGUGUCUGUGUAUAAAUACUCAAGUUGGUUAGCUCUCAUGUGGAUGCACUGAGCAGGCUAGAUACUGAGCCAUGGAGAGCAAAAAAGAACUGUCAAAAGAACUGCGUAGCUGCUAAGUUAAUGGAAAAGGAUAUAAAAAGAUAUCCAAAGCCUUAAAAUCCGCUAUACCACCUGCAAGAAUUAGAGGCCUCAUAGACAACUCUUACAAAAGACGGGACACUGUCAUUGAUGCUAAAGGGGGCAGUACACAGUAUUAAGAACUAAGGGUAUGCAGACUUUUGAACAGUGGUCAUUUUAUUUGUUUCUUUGUUGCCAUGUUUUGUUUUAUGGUUGUGCCAUUCUGUUAUAACCUACAGUUGAAUAUGAAUCCCAUAAGAAAUAAAAGAAAUGUGUAUUGCCUGCUCACUCAUGUUUUCUUUAAAAAUGGUAAAUAUAUUACCAAUUCUCCAAGGGUAUGCAAACUUUUGAGCACAACUGCAAGUGUUUCUUCUCUUAAAACAAUUAAAAGCUCAUAUUUUAAUGUAUUGCCACUACCUCUGUCUCCUGCUAUGAAAAUCAAUCAUGUUUUCAGUGGGUGUUAUACUUGCUUUAAGACACACCUCUCCUGCAUGCUGCUGUUUGUGAAGCACAGACUUGCAUAUCCAUAGUAGAUUAAAAGUCUUGAACACUUUAUGAUGGCUUCAUAUAUGUAAAUAAAACAUAUCUGUUAUCUCUCUCUCUCUCUCGCUCUCUCUAUAUAUAUAUAUAUUCUCAGAUUGCCUGUCCAUAGUUCCUGUAAUAAAUCAUUCUGGCUCUUUCUUUCUUUGUGGUGCUGCUGCUGCUCUCAUUCAGUGCUUGUCUCUCCUCCCGUCUUCACCUUGCAGACUUUCCUUUACCUUAGUGUGAAGGCAAAUAAGAGAGACACCAAGUAAAUGAUUUCCCUGAUAAAUGACAUGCAGAGAACAUCCUUCAUAUCUUUGUGCACAGACUGAAUUGACUGACAGAAGGGAGAAAAGACUGUUUUUUCAUCUCCGAUUUUAGAAAAAUCUAGACAUUUGCUAGCAGUUAUGCUAGGAUAAUGACUAGAAGAAAUGUGAUUCUCUAUCACUGAAGAUGUUGUAUUUGUCAUGACAGCUACCCUUUAAAUAAGAGGAACUUGGUGCAUGGCAAUUUACAUAUUUGAAUAUUGAUGUGUUUUGUGUAGCCAUAUUGUGUAGUCUGAUCUUCUCUCCUUCUGCAGUUAUCUCUUCAAUAGUGAUGUCCCGAACUGUUCGCCGAACGGUUCGCGAACGGUUCGCUGCGGACUCAUCAUUGAGUAAACUUUGACCCUGUACCUCACAGUUAGCAGACACAUUCCAACCAAUCAGCAGCAGACCCUCCCUCCCACCUCCUGGACAGCUCACUAAGAAUGCAGCUUCAAAAUGGAUGCUGUCCAGGAGGCGGGAGGGUCUGGGAGGGAGGGUCUGCUGCUGAUUGGCUGAAAUGUGUCUGCUGACUGUGAGAUACAGGGUCAAAGUUUACUCAAUGAUGAGUCCGCGGCGAACCGUUCGGCGAACAGUUCGGGACAUCACUACUCUUCAAUUCACUAAUUUUUCUCACUCUCUUAUGAUGUAGUAAUUAUACUUGUGUAUUAUCUGUACCUAUUGGUAAAGCAAAAAAAACACAGUGCAAGAAAACGGUCAAAUGCUCAAAUAGCCUGCCCUUAGGUCGGUCCCCAUUCAGAUCUUUGUGCCAUUACAAAGAGAACCUAGGUCAUUUUCAUAUCAAACUGAUUCCAUCCAAAAGGUCGGUCCAGAACUGAAACGCACUUUGGAGCUGGACUGCCCUCUUGGGUAAGAUUAGUCUGAUAUGUCACAGAAGGGUAAGCUUAUUGAGCUAUUGUCCAUUCUCAGCACUGUUGCACCCUGCUUUUUGCUCUCCCCACGUUUAAAGGGUAAUCAAGACAUGGAAUCCUUUGCUCACGAUGCUUAGAGAGGUAUCAGCUAUACCUCACUGAUGAGACCUAACAAGGCCAAAACGAUUGUUUGGGGUUGCUUGUGCAGAGAGACACGGCCUGCAUUUCGGUUCUGGACCCCCCGUUUUGGUGAAAUCUGUCUGAUGUGCAAACAGCCUUGGCUCUUUUUGUAAAUGCAGAAGAUGCGCUAAAACCAGUUUGAGAUCUGCACGGGGACCCACCGGAGGGCAAGCUACUUAAGCUGUUGUCGGUUCUCAGUAUUCUCUGAAAUCCUGUUUUUUGUUAUCUGUACCUCUGUACCUGUUUCUUUAAAACAGGUGGUGUGUAUUAUAAGUACUACAUCCAGAUGCAGUGGUUAUGGUGUCAAUAGUGCACUGGUGACAUCCCACAGUAGCAUAUCCCACCAUGGUAUCAAAUUUGUUCAGAUAUGCUUUAGAUGUGAUACAAGGAGGAUCUCUCAAACCAGCUUGCUGUUCAAAUUUACUUUAGUUCAAUAAAAUUUCAAUUUUCUUUCAGUUCAAGAUUUUGCAAGAGUCCUAUUACUUUGCAUAUUUCAAUAUAUUUCAAUGUGAAUAUGUUUGUGUAUAUUAAUUUUCCUGACUGGCAUAUUUAUAUUGUAGUCACUUAAGAAGUUAGAUAGACAUCUACAAAGCCGAUUAGAUGAACUAAAUGAAGAAAAGAAACGAUUUGCCCAGCUGAUGAGCAAGAGGUUAGGCUCCAAUAGCGUUACAAAUCUGGCUCCUACCAAGAGUGGUUUCAAAACACUAUGCACUCAGUCUACUGCAACCUUUAACGACAGCUCUGCUGACGAGUUAAAAACUUCUGAUGACUCUAAUUUGAAUACUUUAAAACAUAUAAAGGUAAGUCAUUUUCAAAGAGCAUCACAUUCACGUAAAGAAAAUACAGCAGGUUAAUACUCAGAAAGAAUUGCCGGGCAUCCCAUUCCUUACUAGAUGGCUAACAUCUUCAUGCCACUAUGUGGAUUAUACAAAGUGCAAUUCAUAUCCUGUAGGAAAGCAAUCAGAUAGUUAAUCACAGCAAGGAUACUGCAGGAACAGGUUUAAUUAAUCAAUUGCUAUCGGUGUAUUUUACCAUAUAUAUAUUUGCAUUUUCACUUUGGCAAAUAACCCUGUUAGUGUCAGGUGCCCUUCCAUUGAAGAUGAAUUGUAACUCAGAUUAUUCUAAGACAGUUUUUUUGCCCCAUGCUCUAAAGACUCAGAAUUACAUCAAUGUAUCACCAAAUCUUAAAGGAUGCACAUCACUAUAAACAAUGGUAGAUCCAAUGGUCUAGCCAUUAAAUAGAUACUAUCAGUGCCAGGAGUAUAAAGCUGUAUUCGUGGCACAAUAGAUCCCUCUGCCUCCCCCCUUUCCCUACCCUAGUGCCGAUGUCCCUCUGCACUGGGUCUCGGCUCCGCCUCCUCCUCUGUCCUGUGAUGAGCGGACGCUAAUGCACAUGUGUGGCAAAUGCCACGCCCGCAUUAGGCCUCCCCAUAGGAAAGCAUUGAAUCAAUGCUUUCGUAUUGGGAAAAACCUGAAGCUGGAUGUCCUCAUGCAGAGCUCGAGGACAUCCAGCGUCAGCUACCGGGCCAAAGGUUCGUUUGGAUGCAGGAAGCACCUCUGGAACUGCAAUGUUUAACAUUGCAGUACUAAGUGCAAAAAGGACACUGCACCCAGACGACUUCAAUUAAGACAAAACUAUAAUGAUGCAUGCUGUUAAAAUCAACAUUUGUAACAUGAAUCUUCAGUGAAAUUAGCUAUUUCACAUACUGAUCUUAAAUAGGGAGGUUCCUACACCCUUAGGGUAUAGUAAGACCCAACACUCUAGUAAUAAGUUAGAAAUAGCAAAACUAGAAAAAUGAAUAUAGAGAAUGCUACUGAUCCUAAGAAUAGUUGGGAUUAAAGGGACACUCCACUGCCCCAAUAAAAACGUCAGAACUUCUUAUAACUACCUUAAGUAUUUUGUCAACUGCAUUGUGUGCAGUAUUAGUGUUGUGGAGUUGUUAUGUAGAGUUGGCUGUAUUGAAGGUGUGCAUUUGAUAACGUGAGUUUCUGAGAAUGCAGGCAUGUAUUAAGUGGAGUGUUAGUGUUCUGGAGGUGCAGAGUGAAUGUUUGCAUGUGAGUGUGGGAAUGAAAUUGUGUGGAGGGUGUGUAAAUUAAGUUUCAUUGAACAAAUUCUACAGUAAGCAUGUGUGUGCGUGUGUGUGUGUCAGAGAUGUAUUUUAGUAUUGCUGGUGUAAAUCCUUCUCACGUUUCGGACCUCUCAGUCUUCCUAUCCCACAUUUCUGUAUCUAGCCAUCUCCUCAUGUGUCUUUCCCCUAUUACUCUCCACCUGUGUCUCUCCCGACAUCUCUCUCCCAUUUCUCCCAAGUGUCUAACCAUAUCUAUCUUUACAUGUCUUCCCACCUGUCUUUCCCAUUUCUUCUCACAUAUGUCUCUCCCCACAUAACUAUCCACAUGUUUCUUCCCACGUGUGUCUCCCCACACUUCUCCCUACAUCUGUCUCUCCUCACAUCUCUCUCCAUCUAGGCCUCCAGAAACCUGUCUCGCUUUCUCCUUACAUGUCUCUCCCCACAUUUCCGUCCACCUGUGUCUCUCCCCACAUUGUCUCUCCACAUGUCUCUCCCCUAUCUUUCUCCAGCUGUCACUCCCCAUCUCUCUCCAAAUGUCUCUCCCAAUUUUUCUCCACCUUUCAAAACGGCUUCACAGGGAAGCAUAGAAACUGCAGUAUCACAAUGCUUUCAUUAGAUGGCGGAAUACGUUCACAUUUUCUGAAAUAAAUACUAUGACAAGCGGGACCAGGUUUAAGCCUGACUGAGGCUGGGCACAAGAAUAAGCUUUCAAAGUAUCCAUUUAAUGCAAUAGAACAGUGGUUCCCAACCUUUUUUCACUUUAGUACCCAUUGGCAGCCCAUUUACAUAAAUUGUACCCCUCAUAUUAGCAAAAUGUUUGUUAUUAAUAUAGUUGCUAUUAUUUCAAAUAUAUAUAUCUUUCUCUGCCCCAGACUCUCCCUGCUCCUCUUCUACCCCAGACUCUCCCUGCUUCUCCUCUGCCCCAGGCUCCCCAGCUUCUCUUCUGCCCCAGACUCUCCCUGCUUCUCCUCUGCCCCAGGCUACCAUGAUCCACCUAUGCCAUGGGCUGUCCCUCCUUCUCACUUUGCAGAUAGACACUUUGGCGCACAUGCACACACAUAACCUGGCGCACAUGCAGAUACAUAGAUACAAACACUGAGACAUACACAGACACACAGAUACAAACACUGACAUACAUGCAGAUACAGACACGUAAAAUCACACAAAGACACAGAUCCUUCUUAUAUAUUGGUUGGAUGUAACUAAAAUGUAUACUCAUCAUCAAGAACCCCACACAAUAAAUGAUCAAUAAAGGAUCAGCAUGUGGCAACUGUAAAGUUUUAACACACUUCGCUAGAAAACCCCCCAAAACAAAACGCAAACACAAGUGGUAUAAGUAAGUGAAUGGGGCAAAAUAGAAAAUGAAAAUAGUAUGCAUGUUCAAAAACAUGAGCAGAAUGAGGUAGCUCUCUCACUUCACGGUGGAGUGGAGAGACAACUGCUGAAAGAGAGUUUUAGAUUAUGUAAGUACAUGAUCUCAAUGUCAGGUUUCUAAGGUUAUACAAAUUAUGGUAGGUCCUGAAACUUUUGAAAAACCCCCAUGGGAGUGUAGGAAAUCUGAUUCUGCCUAAACCACUACCAAAUGUAAGAUCUAGAAAACAUACAAUACCUCUCUUAUCCUAUCCUCUCUACUUUGAUGCAUAAUUUUAUAUUUAUUUAUAUUUAUUUUUUCUGUGUCCCUUUAGGUAACAUAUCCAUCCAUAAUUCCCAAAGAUCAGCCAAAAAACAAAUGUCAGACCAUCAAACACUUGACCAAGCGUGGGCGAACUUCUUCUGCUCGAUUGUCUGAAGGCAUCAGCAAAACAAUAUCCCAGGCUGCUUAUAAACAAAAGUGAAGAAUGAAGAUGCCUUGCUGAAGAAAAC
Molecule: messenger RNA, 7164 nt
Organism: Pelobates cultripes (western spadefoot toad)
Lineage: Eukaryota; Metazoa; Chordata; Amphibia; Anura; Pelobatidae
Source: the annotation of a GenBank genome assembly